Messenger RNA from Harpia harpyja (harpy eagle), 1305 nucleotides. RefSeq lists its product as uncharacterized. The record is from RefSeq and is a predicted model, not a curated record. NCBI's taxonomy places the organism in Eukaryota, Metazoa, Chordata, Aves, Accipitriformes, Accipitridae.
CUUGUUCAGUCCCUUCUGGGACAAGUGGCGGGAUUAAAAGCACAACUUGAAGCAGAAAAGAACCAAGUGAAACAUUUGCAAAUUGCUCUUAAGGAGCAGCUCCUUGCGGAUACUGUCAGUGAGGAAAUUCCUCCAAGAUCAAAAAUUGGCUACCCCUUUAAGGACCUGCAGGCAGCAAAAGAGAGAGUGGAGAAGUUGGAGCUGCCUUCAUUGCGGCCCUUAGUCAAAACUGAAUAUAUUUAUGAUGACGAGCAGGACCAGUUCCCCCAAGUUACAACUAAAGAGGUUCCCUAUACUGCCACUGAGUUGGCGAAACUAAAAAAGGAAUUUGGCCGAACCCCUAAGGAGUCAGAAACGGAGUAUGUGUGGAGAGUAUCGUUGUCGGGGGGUGACCAGAUUCUGUUAAGUGAAAAGGAGGCAGAAGGGUAUUGGGGACCAGGAGUGUUUUUAACUACUGGGAAUCACCGUGCCCCCUGGUCUUUAACCCAACGGGCAGCCUAUUGGGCGGGGGGUUUGAACCCCUUGGAGAGGGGGGAUCCCCUCGCGAUUACGGGGACUGUUGAUGAAUUAGUGGAGAGAGUGCAAAAGGCAGCUUGUCUGCAAAUGAUGUAUGAUCGAAAAUUGGAGCCUACACAGGAGUCCCCGAUGAUGAUGUCGGUGGAUCCUGAGCGAAUGACUCCCCUUAUACGGGGACUUCCUGAUUCUCUGAAACUGAUUGGUAUACAAUUACAAGGAAAGAUACAGGCGAUGCCCCAGGGCAAGAGUGUUGCGGCUGCUUUAGGAGGAUUCUCGCCUGAUCGGCACUGCCGACCCCCAGAUAAGAAAAUGUGGACUUGGGGAGAAAUGGCCCAGGAAUUAAUUAAUUGCGGGCGCAAGUAUGGUCCCGUUAACCCUCCAGCCACCAAAACAGACUCCAGGGGCUUGAGGUGGGCUGAAGUAAAAAUAGUUCCAUGCCCUGGGAGUGAUAAGAGAACACCCCUUGCUAAACCGCUGGCGGGGAGAGAUAUCCCGAACAAACGUAAUAGACUGUGGGCACAAGGAUACCAGAAGGGGAUCCCGCGUGACUUAAUGGACGGGAUGCCCACAGACAAAUUGGAAAAAUUGGUAACAGGGUGGCCUGAUGAAGGGAAUGGACUGGUUGUUAAGGUAUAUGAUGAUCUCAAUCGAUAUCGGCGUUCCAUUGAUACCUCUAUAGCAGGUGGGAGUGGUCAAACCUGGGGCAAAGACGAGUGGACCCCUCAACGUAUCAUACAACAUUAUGGACGUGCCACCUGGAACCCCAAGGAGUGGGUUAGCGGUGCUUGA